This is a messenger RNA of Spinacia oleracea (spinach), 1129 nucleotides long. RefSeq names its product ATP synthase delta chain, chloroplastic-like. Gene Ontology annotation, biological process: proton motive force-driven ATP synthesis. The record is from RefSeq and is a predicted model, not a curated record. Gene Ontology annotation, molecular function: proton-transporting ATP synthase activity, rotational mechanism. The coding region runs from base 212 to 985 and encodes 257 amino acids. Lineage: Eukaryota; Viridiplantae; Streptophyta; Magnoliopsida; Caryophyllales; Amaranthaceae. The transcript has 2 exons. Gene Ontology annotation, cellular component: membrane.
CUCUAAUUUAUCCUCCAAAAAUCAUCUCCCUUUUUAUUUUUAUUUCCCUCUUCAAAUUUUUGAUCCACUCAGAACAAAAAACGAGAGGUCGCAUUUCAUCCAAAACCACCAAUCAAAACCUUCCACCCACUCUCUACUUCUCACACUUCCUAUCCUCUCUCUCCACUCUCACUUUCUCUCUCCUCCCUCUAUCUCUGUACAGCCGGCAACAAUGGCGGCGUUGCAAAAUCCAGUAGCCUUACAAUCCAGAACAACAACCGCCGUUGCAGCAUUAUCAACUUCAUCCACCACCAGUACUCCGAAGCCAUUUUCCCUCUCCUUUUCCUCUUCCACCGCCACCUUCAAUCCCCUCAGGCUUAAAAUUUUAACCGCCUCUAAGCUCACCGCCAAACCUCGCGGCGGAGCUCUUGGUACCCGCAUGGUGGACUCCACCGCUAGCAGGUACGCCUCCGCGCUCGCUGAUGUCGCCGACGUCACCGGUACUCUUGAAGCUACCAACUCUGAUGUGGAAAAACUGAUCAGGAUUUUCUCCGAAGAACCGGUGUAUUACUUCUUUGCUAACCCAGUGAUCAGCAUUGACAACAAGCGUAGCGUCUUGGAUGAGAUCAUCACCACCUCAGGACUCCAGCCUCAUACCGCAAACUUCAUUAACAUCUUGAUAGAUUCAGAGCGAAUCAAUCUAGUUAAGGAAAUAUUGAAUGAGUUUGAGGAUGUGUUUAAUAAGAUUACCGGCACUGAAGUGGCAGUGGUGACUUCGGUGGUAAAGCUGGAGAAUGAUCACUUGGCUCAGAUUGCUAAGGGUGUCCAGAAGAUUACGGGGGCAAAGAAUGUGAGGAUUAAGACAGUGAUCGACCCCUCACUGGUUGCUGGCUUCACUAUCAGGUAUGGUAAUGAAGGUUCCAAGUUGGUUGAUAUGAGUGUGAAGAAACAGCUUGAGGAGAUUGCUGCUCAACUUGAAAUGGAUGAUGUUACACUUGCUGUAUAAAUUUAGUAAUUAUAUGAUCAUCUAGUAAAUUUGGCUCGUAAAAAUGUUCUGAAUUUAAGUAUGGAAUUCUGCAUUUUUGAAACUAUAUGAACUUAUAUUUGUAUAAUCAAAUUUAUGACAAGCAAAUUGUGCCUUUGUCCAUUA